AAACAUAUCAACACCUUACAACUUUCUCAUUAUGCUCACUCUCCAUGUCUUGAUCGAGAUUCUAUUGAAGCUUCCUCCACUUUCUCUAUUUCGAUUAAAAUUUGUGAGCAAAUCGUGGAAUGCUUUAAUCAACGAUCCUACAUUUAUAUCAAAACAUCUCUCACUUUCUCUUCAACAAAAACACAUUAUUCUCCAAGGUCGUCUCGUGAGAACCAACUCUAAACAAUUUGUACAUUCCAUCCUCAAAUUCCCCCUCCAUCGCUCUUUGACCUCUAUUCAAGACGUCCAUUUUGCAUUCGACGAGGAUCGAUCUGUGUCUCUUCACGAUGUCAAUUUCGCUGAGGAUUCUGCUCAUUUACGUAUGGUCAACCAUUCUCAUGGCUUAGUUUGUCUACGUGGGUACGAUGACGAUAUUUUUCUUUGUAAUAUCGCAACUAGACAACUCCGUAAACUUCCACCCUCAAUUAUUUUCCAAGAUAUAAUAGAAAAUCAACCUGAGGAUGUAAACAUGAGAAUGUAUUUGGAUUUUGGCACUGAGGGAUUUUGUUACGAUGCAAAAUCUAAGGAUUUUAAAGUAGUUAGAGUCGUUCGUCCAUAUUUAAUAGAAGAUUAUGAUUUUUAUAUUUCUCCAAGGGUGGAAAUCUACGAUUUAAGCAAAGAUAGAUGGAGAGAAAUUGAUGCUUCUGGUUGUGAAACUGUACAUCACAAUUCUUUGUUUGACAUGUAUCACGAAGGAAAAUUUUACUGGUGGGCGUAUAAUUUUACGUUUAAUUUUGAAGACCCAACUAAAUACAUGCCUGAAAUAAUUCAAACAUUUGACAUUAGUGAAGAGGUUUUUGGCCAAAUUUGGUAUCCAGAGACUAUGAGAAGGAAGGUGAAGUCUAGCCGUCAAAGUUUAGAGAUUUUGAAUGGAUCUCUUGUUCUAAUUGACUAUUAUGGGCGGAAUGAGAAAUCGUUUGACAUUUGGAAGAUGGAAAAGGAUGAAUUUGGUGCUAUUUUAUGGCUGAAGCUAUUGACAAUCGGUCCUAUUUCUAAAAUUGAGUAUCCAUUGUUGUUUGUGAGCUCUAAUGAACUUUUAAUGGAAUGUAAGGAAGGAGAGCUGAUUUUGUACGAUAUCAAAACUGGAGAGUACAAAGAGCUUCCAAUAAAAGGGUAUCAAGAAUUGGAAGGCACAAAUAGUAUGAAAGCUACUUUUUUUGUUAAGAGUUUGUUGUCGGUAGAAGGGGGAAAGGUUAUAAACUAUGAAUUUUAG
This is a messenger RNA of Cucumis sativus (cucumber), 1252 nucleotides long. RefSeq names its product F-box/kelch-repeat protein At3g23880-like. The transcript has a single exon. Gene Ontology annotation, molecular function: protein binding. Bases 32 to 1252 code for a protein of 406 amino acids. The record is from RefSeq and is a predicted model, not a curated record. NCBI's taxonomy places the organism in Eukaryota, Viridiplantae, Streptophyta, Magnoliopsida, Cucurbitales, Cucurbitaceae.